This is a messenger RNA of Phycodurus eques (leafy seadragon), 1761 nucleotides long. It is a transcript of the gene hpdl, whose product is annotated as 4-hydroxyphenylpyruvate dioxygenase-like. The coding region runs from base 53 to 1273 and encodes 406 amino acids. The transcript has 5 exons. NCBI's taxonomy places the organism in Eukaryota, Metazoa, Chordata, Actinopteri, Syngnathiformes, Syngnathidae. Gene Ontology annotation, molecular function: 4-hydroxyphenylpyruvate dioxygenase activity. The record is from RefSeq and is a predicted model, not a curated record. Gene Ontology annotation, biological process: aromatic amino acid metabolic process.
ACAAUCAAACUGGACGCGCCCAACUGUGACUUCUUCCCUUCCCACAAGCAAGAUGGCGGCCUACGUGAAACGGCUGCACCACGUUUCUCUGCACGUCUCCAACGUGGACAAACUGGCCAACGACUUUAUUUCCAAAUUCAAGUUCAACCUGUUCGCCACCAGGCGGACCGAGCGGACGCGCCAGCUGGUCUUCCGGACCGGGACGGCGGUGUUUGUCGUUAACGAGCGGGCCAACCGAGGCGAGCCGCAGCCGGCGGACGCGGGGUGCCUCUACGACAUCCCCCCGUGCUACCCGGUGGACACAGCCUGCAACGUUUGCUUCGAGGUGGACGACGUCCGCGGCUCCUUCGAGGCUCUGCGGCGGCUGGGCUGCAGCUUCCCGGUGCCGCCCACCACCGUGCGGGACCCCCGGGGCCGGGUCACCUACACCGUGCUGCGCUCCGUGGUGGGCAACGUGUGCCACACGUUGAUCGACAAGAGCGACUACCGGGGCAGCUUUUUGCCCGGCUUCCAGGUGACGGAGGCCGAGGGCGGCCAAGCGCAGGCUGUCACUCACGUGGACCACGUGGACCACAUCACCUACGCGUGCCCCACCGGCACCAGCCGGGAAGUCCUCAGGUGGUACCAGCAGCUGUUCGGCUUCCAGAGGUUCUUUAUGCACAGCAACGACAAGGCGGACAGCGGCUUGGUCAUCAACCAGAAGGGCAUCGGCCUCCGCCUGACCGCCAUGGACUACUGGAAGUGCGGCGAGUCGGGCCUCUCGCUGCCCGGCUGCAAGUUCGUCCUCGCCGAGUCGCUGCCCAAGCAAGGCAGUAACCAGGUGAACACUUUCUUGAAAGAGCACCGGGCGGCGGGAAUCCAGCACAUCGGGCUGCACACGGGCAACAUCGUGGCGGCGGUGCGCAGCAUGGCUGACGCCGGCGUGGGCUUUUUCUCACCGCCGCCUGCCUACUAUACUCAGGUGGGCAAACUGCAGGAGAUCGAGGACGCGGGACAGGACGUGCAGAAGCUGGCGCGGCACGGAAUUCUCCUGGACGCCGACCCGCAGCAACAGGCCUCGUCAGCCAGCGAGGCGCAGAGGUACCUCCUGCAGGUGUUCUCCAAGCCCAUCUUCGCCGAGGACACCUUCUUCCUGGAGCUGAUCCAGCGCAAGGGGGCGAGCGGCUUCGGCGAGGGCAACAUCCAAGCCCUGUGGCGGUCGCUGCAGACGUACAUGGAGGGCGACAAGGCGGAGGAGGGCGCUCCCGAAACUGGCCUGCAACAGUCACGAUGAGCACUUUAAGGCACACUGGAAAGUCAUUUUUGGCUGCUUUUUAAAUAUCGAGCACAGGGCACAUGUAUGAAGCAAGACGACGUAAGAAUGUACUAAAUUAUUUUUGAUCUAUUACAUUUUUGCAGCGUAGUCAAGCAAUGCAAAGGGUAUUUUUGAGUAGAAUUUGGUACAUUAAUGGCAUUUAUUCCACGGGACCCUGGGACACUAUGGAUAGACUUCAAAUGUUAGAAGCAAAAUAUACUUUUUCUGUUCUUGUGAAGCCAUUAUUUGAUUGAAAACAAAAAUGCAAAUUAGGCUGCUUCUGAUUUGUAUCUAUUCAACGUGCGACUCCAGCUAUACAAGCGUGAUGCAUGCUAACUUUGCUGCCGAGUUUAUGUGCAAUAUUGUAAGGAUGGGCCUCUAAAAUACUGUACUUCUUCAUGUCCUCACUGUAAAACAUCUGCAUCUCUAAGGCACUGAGCCGCAUUUUGUUUUGAAAAUGUCAAAUU